UAAUGUAAGAAGAAUAUUUAGGUUAUGGAGUAGAUUUAGGUGGUAGAUAUACACUACUUGCUAAAUGCCAAUUAUUCUCAGCUGAUGUGGUACUAAAUGAAGGUUAAAGAGAAACAGAAAAUGUCAUAGUUUUUUAGACACAUGAGAGAUUCUUUGGAAAUACUGCUGCACAUUCUUAUAGAUCUAAUAUAUUAAAUUCAGUAAGAGGUUUCCAAAAGCCCCAUACAUUUUAAUAUAAAGGGAAAUCAAUUAAAAUGGAACCUGAAUAAUAGAUAGGAGCUUUUCUUAGAAAAUUAUUGCGAAAUUGUAAUAGAACAAUUGUUAUCUCUUAUCCUGAUUUUUAUACUCAAUUCGAUUUGAUCAGGUUAUGGAGAGCAAUUUAAAUUAGUAAAAUAAAAGUGUUGGCAGCAAUUCCAGAAAAUAUGGCAAUAAGUACUUAUGUUAAUUAUUGUUAAAAUAAUGUUCUACAAAAAGAAAUGAUGAUAAUUGAUUUUGGACAUUCAAAAUUCACAGCAUUUUUAUUAUCAUAAGAAUAAGUUAUAUGUGAGGUUUUUGAUAGAAAUCUAGGAACAUUCUAAAUGGACAAUUAUUUAGCUGAAUGGAUUAUAAAUAAGGCAAAGAUCACAAUAGAUAAAUAAAGUAAAUAUUAUUUAAGAUUGUUGGAUACUUGUGAAAAUAUUAGGAAACGUUUAAGUGCAAAUAAAGAUACUCAUAUUGAUAUUGAACAACUUAUUCCAGAUGUAGAUUUUACAUAUAAUUUAACAAGGUACAUAAUAUAUAUAAUUAUUAAAGGGAAUAAUAUGAGACAAUAAUAUAACCAGUUUUAGAAUCAAUUUAAAAUUUACUAUUUAAUCUCUAUCAUUAGACAUAAAAUUAUUAAUUUAAUUUAAUAGUUACUUUAGGAGGAGGUUCUAGAAUUCCAAUUAUAUAAUAAUGCAUUAAAACUAUUUUUGAAGGUAAAUAAAUUUAAAGUACAAUACAUGCAACUGAAGCUAUAUGUCAAGGAUGUGCAGUUUCUAAUACAUUAAUUACUUAAAGAAAGGAAUAAUUAAAAAAAGAAUAAUCGACUCAUCAUUAUUUAAAUUUAUAUGAACAUUAUCCUAUUUUUAUAGGAAUCAAAACUUAAGAUUAGACUAAUAAUUAAAUGCAUUAAAUCAAUUUAAGAGAGUAUUUCGUCCUUAAUGGUGAAUGUCAAAAAUUUAGUCAUUGCUUAACAAAAUAAUUGGACUAAUUUAAAUCUUAUGAAAUAUCUCUAUUUUAUGAUCCUCCACCUAUUGGAUGUUAAUCAUUGAUUAAAACUUAUUACAUUACUAAUACAAAAAUAAUUAUGUUUUAUUAUGAUGAUUAUGGAGUGGUUUAAAUGACUGCAGAUAAUUAAAUAGCCUUACCAAUAUAAGAUUAGAGAAUUGGACUUAUAGAAAUGAUUGAAAUAGAAGAUCAAUUAGAAUUAGAUGAUAGUAAUGUUUAACUAGUAAUAUUUAUAUAUUAUUAUUAGACUCAUGAUCUUAGAUAUUAAUGUGAAAGAAGAAUAAAUGAAGUUAAACAAUAAUAUAAAAAUAUUAAUCUAAGUGUUCCAUAAUUAUUAAAAGUAGGUGAAUUAAUUGAAGAGUCUGAACAAAGAGUUUUGGAUUAGAGUUUAACAUAUUAGGAUGUUUAAAAUUUGAUGAAUGAGUUUGAAAUAUAAUAUAAAAAUAUUAUCGCUUGA
Messenger RNA from Paramecium pentaurelia, 1705 nucleotides. NCBI's taxonomy places the organism in Eukaryota, Ciliophora, Oligohymenophorea, Peniculida, Parameciidae. The record is from the annotation of a GenBank genome assembly.